Aspergillus chevalieri is the source of this 396-nucleotide messenger RNA. RefSeq lists its product as uncharacterized. Gene Ontology annotation, cellular component: endoplasmic reticulum membrane. The transcript has 3 exons. Gene Ontology annotation, biological process: protein N-linked glycosylation; cellular response to oxidative stress. Lineage: Eukaryota; Fungi; Ascomycota; Eurotiomycetes; Eurotiales; Aspergillaceae. The coding region runs from base 1 to 396 and encodes 131 amino acids. The record is from RefSeq and is a predicted model, not a curated record.
AUGGGACAUGAGGGGUGGGCGACGGCAAUCAUUGGAAGUAUUGGGCAGGACUGGGAUGUUGAGAGGAGGUUUCGGGUGACGGAGGUGGCUUUGGCUAUUAUGUGGUGCUGUGCAUCCGCAUAUCUUUCGUAUUUCUUUGCUGAUUGUAUGAUGUCUCGAUGGCUUCUCAACUACACCCCACCGGCUGUGGUAAUUCGUCUCCUUACAACAAACGGCUUGAUUGCAUAUAUUACGUCCUGGGUUCUCUAUCUCUCCGGCGCUUCCUCCGACCCACGUCUUCUACUCCCAGCGUGGAUAUCAAUUACAACGGUGCGGUCAUCCAUCAACCAAAAAAUGACUGGAAGGUCACAAUCCCAUGCCACAAGACCCCAUAAACUGACAACCAAUCUCCUGUGA